This is a messenger RNA of Alternaria novae-zelandiae, 2112 nucleotides long. RefSeq lists its product as uncharacterized. The record is from RefSeq and is a predicted model, not a curated record. Gene Ontology annotation, cellular component: endoplasmic reticulum; membrane. The transcript has 2 exons. Gene Ontology annotation, biological process: GPI anchor biosynthetic process. NCBI's taxonomy places the organism in Eukaryota, Fungi, Ascomycota, Dothideomycetes, Pleosporales, Pleosporaceae. Bases 1 to 2112 code for a protein of 703 amino acids.
AUGCGCGUAUUCUGGCCGUCAGACGCUCCAAAGGACUCUGCGCCGGGCGUUCUGGUGGGGUUCAGAAACUCGAAGUCAGAUGUCUUUGUGGUAGCUGUGCUUCAAGAAGUCGAGUUGCGUCAAGUCGAGAACGCGCUGCUUGUCGGGACCUUGCUGCGACACAGCCCACACGAUGUUCAGGAACUACUUCAACGAUGCGGACACUCCUCGAUGCGCGCUUUGGGCUACGUCAACCCCAAGAGCCCAGUCGAACAGCCUGAUACCGACCUCAUCGUAGUCCAUACCGACCCCUCGUUCCGCUUUCCGCGCCUUCAUUAUCCUCACGAACCGCUCGUGGCUAUGCAAGUCAUCGUAUACGACCGACCGCACCCAACGCGUAUGCAAUACCUCUCGCUCAAGCCUAUCACGCUCGCAUUAGGAGACAAAACAAGGGUCGCGGAAUGGGAUGUAGCUUUCGAGGAGCUGGAGAAAGCAGAAGAGAAGGAGCGGAGAAGGAAGGCACAUCUCGUUGAGAAGCUCAAGCUGCACACGGUCAUUGCACACCCGCGCACUCAAAAGGAGCUGGCGUUGCCGAUGCUCAUCGAGCAGGUGAACUGUUCGCACGAAUUGAACGCCCUAUUGCAGAAAAACAUCGGUAUGAUGGGCAGGCGCAUGAAGCGAGCCUUGAGUGUCAGUGAGCGGGUCGUCGAGUCUGCGAACGAUCUCUGGGACUAUAUAUGGCUUGUCCUCCAUUAUGCGUUCAGAGUCUGGAUAUGGCCGGUAGCCGCACAACUCUUUAUCUUUGGGCUCAUCACCCAUCGCAUAAUGGGAGAAGCCGUUCUUCAGCUUCUCCAUUGGCGACCAGGUUCUUCCGACUCGCCAGCUCUGAAAGACAUCUCCGCGACGGCGCAACAGAUUGACAUACGAUUACAACAGUCCUGUUACUGGCCCAUUCAGUAUCUCACCUUACGAAGGAGGAAAAUCGACUGGGAAAGCAUCACUAACAGUCAUCCGGAGUAUAUCCGGUUCUACAAUAGUCUGUGGCUGGUUGCCAACGAUGUCAUAAUGGGCAUCGCUGUUGGAACAUUCAUCAUCGAGAACGCUUCGUUCGUGGCUGCUCAGGUCGAUACCAUAUUCAGUACCUGGUCAGUCGACGGUCUACGGCGCAUGAUAUCAUGGCUUAUGGGAUGGCCCGGAGGCUUGAAGUUGAACACUGAACUGGCUGCGUUCCUGGGCGACCUUUUUCUUUGGGUCAUUGAUUACUGGGCGGGAUGCAUAUCACUCCUGCGGCCACAUCUACCUGCGCUGAUCCAGAUCAUUGGCUUUUCCGCUUUCGCUGGCGCCACUAUGCCCAUCUCAAUCUUCUCGGACCUCGUUUCGCUGCUGACGCUGCACAUCUAUUCGUUUUACGUCGCGUCUGCUCGCAUCUUUCAUUGGCAGCUUACGAUAAUCAUAUCCCUCUUCCACCUUUUCCGUGGAAAGAAGCGCAACAUCCUCCGCAACCGAAUCGACUCAUGCGACUACGACUUGGACCAGCUAUUGCUCGGCACUAUUCUUUUCACACUGCAGUUCUUCUUACUGCCAACUGUGUUCGUCUUCUACUUGACGUUUGCGAGCGCACGCAUUGCUGUCAUCGGACUAAAAGCUGCGCUGGAGAUGGGGCUUGCCUGUCUCAAUCACUUCCCGCUCUUCGCAGUCAUGCUACGACUGAAGGAUCCUGGAAGACUACCUGGAGGAAUCUGUUUCGAGCUACAAGACACGACCGAUCUUUCCUCCAGCAUGACAAGCGAGACAGGCUCACCGCCGACGGCCUAUGUGUUGCUGAAGUCGAUCCCGCUGUCACUACGCGCGAUGUUUCAACCCUAUUUCGACCUCGGCGAUCGCAUACGCAAGCACUACUUCUCGCCUAGCGUCUUGUUGUAUCUCGUGUCGGGGCAGUUUGUCCCACCCAUCCACCGCCGCAACUUAUACAGCUUGCAAUAUAGUAUGCUCCCCGCCAACAGAGCAAGCAUAGGCGAGCUGUGGAAGAAGCUGACAGAAAGGAGUGCCACGCCGUCGCACGGGCCUCACGGGUACGCUGCGAUGCCAUUCAGGAAGGACAUACUCAAUGGUAAAAGUAGAAAAGUCACGUGA